Messenger RNA from Ricinus communis (castor bean), 3767 nucleotides. Its product is annotated as leucine-rich repeat receptor protein kinase HPCA1. The record is from RefSeq and is a predicted model, not a curated record. Bases 537 to 3500 code for a protein of 987 amino acids. The transcript has 19 exons. Gene Ontology annotation, molecular function: ATP binding; protein binding; protein kinase activity. Lineage: Eukaryota; Viridiplantae; Streptophyta; Magnoliopsida; Malpighiales; Euphorbiaceae. Gene Ontology annotation, biological process: protein phosphorylation.
UUAUGGUUUAGUAGCAAGAUUAUCAGAUAUUGUUUUUGUUGUUGGGCAGGCGGAGAAAACCGCAAUUAACUAUAAAAAACAAUGUGUAUUAUUAUAAUGAUUAUGAAAGAGACGUGAGGAGGGAAACUCAUCAAAAGGUAAUUAGUAAGUAACAAGGCAAAAGAUUAUAGGAUUAAUGAUGAUGAUGAUAAUGGUGGUGGGUUUUUGCUAAUUGCUAUGUUAGUGGAAGAUAUGGUUAUUGGUGUUAGCUAAUAGAGUGGCUUCUAAGACAAGACAUAUCAAUUAAUACAAAGCAAAAGGAGAAAAAGCCAGAGUUUUUUUUGGCUUGCUGUGAGACAAAUACUAAUUAAACAUUCUUCUCUGCAUUAUUCUCAUACUUUUCACUCAUUUCAUCCAAGAAAUGAGGCCGGCCUGCAAUUGUUGUGCCUCUGUAUUGCUUUGACUAAAGGGUAAAAGAACGUUUUGGUUUUUCUGUCUAUAGCAGGCGAGUUGGUUUUGUUUUUUUGACAUUGGUCUGCAGCUGAGAUAUUGCAGCCAUGGCUGCUUCUUCUUCUUCUUCUUCUUCUUCUUUCCGGUUAGGCCUUUUUUUGUUUCUUGCUUUCUUUAGUUCAAGAAUUCAUUUCAUCUUCUCAGUUACAGACCCUCGUGAUGCUGCAACACUCCAAUCUUUGAAGGAUUCAUGGUUAAAUACUCCUCCAAGUUGGGGUAGUGGCGAUCCAUGCGGAACACCUUGGGAAGGAGUUACAUGCAAGGAUUCAAGAGUUACUGCAUUGGGGUUAUCAACCAUGAGCCUUGCAGGGAAGCUUACUGGUGAUAUUGGAGGAUUAACUGAACUUAUAUCCUUGGACCUGUCGUAUAACCCAGAGCUCACAGGAUCUUUGACUCCACGAUUAGGAGAUCUGCGAAACUUGAACAUCCUAAUCCUUGCUGGCUGUGGUUUCACCGGUAGUAUUCCAAAUGAGCUAGGAAAUCUUGCUGAGUUAUCCUUCUUGGCCCUGAACUCAAACAACUUGACUGGUAUUAUCCCACCUUCUUUGGGUAAGCUCUCCAAUGUCUACUGGCUGGACCUGGCAGACAAUGAAUUGACAGGACCUAUCCCAAUUUCAACACCUGCCACCCCGGGCUUGGACCAGCUUAAAAAGGCUAAGCACUUCCAUUUCAACAAGAACCAACUUUCAGGUCCCAUUCCCUCUCAACUUUUCAGCUAUGAUAUGGUACUGAUACACGUAUUGUUUGAUGGAAAUCAACUCAAUGGAACUAUCCCAUCCACAGUAGGACAAGUUCAGACCCUUGAGGUUCUUCGACUCGAUAGAAAUGCGCUUACAGGAAGAGUCCCAACAAAUUUGAACAAUCUUACAAGCCUCAUUGAACUGAAUUUAGCGCACAAUCAGCUGACAGGCCCUUUACCAAACUUAACUGAAAUGAAUAGCCUCAAUUAUUUGGACCUUAGCAACAACUCUUUCUUGACAUCAGAAGCUCCUGCAUGGUUCUCAACCUUACCAUCCCUGACCACAUUGGUUUUAGAACACGGAUCACUUCAAGGGCCUUUGCCAUCAAAAAUCCUCAGCUUCCAGCAGAUACAGCAAGUGUUACUGAAAAACAAUGCAUUCAGUGGUCAACUAGACAUGGGUGAAAGCCUUGGUCCACAACUUCAACUUGUUGAUCUGCAGAAUAACAACAUUUCCUCUGUAACACUGACUGCUGAUUACACAAAUACACUAAUACUUGUAGGAAACCCAGUGUGCAAUGCUCUCUCAAAUACUAAUUACUGCCAACUCCAACAGCCAAGCACAAAGCCUUACUCCACUAGUCUGGCUAACUGUGGAAAUACACAAUGUCCUGUUGGACAGAAGCUCAGUCCUCAGAGUUGCGAAUGCGCCUAUCCAUAUCAAGGGACAAUGUACUUCAGAGCACCUUCCUUCAAGGACUUGACCAAUGCAAAUAUUUUUCAUUCACUAGAGAUGACACUUUGGACAAAAUUGGAGCUUACUCCUGGUUCAGUUUUUAUCCAGAACCCCUUUUUCAACGUUGACGACUAUCUGCAGGUGGAACUUGCUCUAUUUCCCCCAACUGGGAUAUAUUUCAAUAGGUCUGAGGUUAUAAAGAUUGGGUUUUACUUGAGUAACCAAACGUACAAGCCUCCUAAAGAUUUUGGACCCUAUCUUUUCAUCGCAUCUCCUUAUCCUUUUCCAGAUGGACAUAAAGGAAAGUCUAUCAGCUCUGGUGCAAUUGCUGGGAUAGGUGUUGGCUGUGCCCUUCUAGUUCUUAGCCUUUUUGGAGUAGGCAUAUAUGCUAUUCGACAAAAGAAGCGUGCAGAAAAGGCCCUCGGUUUAAGUAGACCAUUUGCAUCUUGGGCUCCAAGUGGCAAAGAUAGUGGAGGUGCACCACAAUUGAAGGGAGCAAGAUGGUUUUCUUAUGAUGAACUUAAAAAGUGCACUAACAACUUCUCUGAAAGUAAUGAGAUAGGUUCUGGAGGCUAUGGAAAGGUUUAUAGAGGAUUGCUUGCUGAAGGACACAUAGUGGCAAUCAAAAGAGCCCAGCAAGGAUCAAUGCAAGGUGGGCUCGAGUUCAAAACUGAAAUUGAGCUGCUAUCAAGAGUACAUCACAAGAACCUUGUAGGCCUUGUUGGUUUUUGUUUUGAACAAGGAGAACAGAUGCUGGUGUAUGAAUAUAUGGCCAAUGGAACACUCAGGGAGAGCCUGUCAGGAAGGAGUGGUAUUCACCUUGAUUGGAAAAGGAGACUGCGCAUUGCUCUUGGCUCGGCUAGAGGGCUAACGUACUUGCACGAGCUUGCAGAUCCUCCUAUAAUUCACAGAGAUGUUAAGUCCACCAAUAUUCUGCUGGACGAAAAUCUAACUGCAAAAGUUGCAGAUUUUGGUCUGUCUAAGCUAGUAUCAGACAGUACUAAAGGGCAUGUUUCAACUCAAGUUAAGGGCACCCUGGGUUAUCUGGAUCCCGAAUACUACAUGACUCAACAAUUAACAGAAAAGAGUGAUGUGUACAGCUUCGGAGUAGUAAUGCUUGAGCUAGUAACAGCUAAACAGCCAAUUGAGAAAGGGAAGUACAUUGUUCGCGAAGUGAGAAUGGCGAUGGACAGGAAUGACGAAGAACAUUAUGGAUUAAAAGAAACAAUGGAUCCUGUCAUUAGAAACGCAGGUAAUCUUGUUGGGUUCGAAAAGUUCUUGGAAUUAGCAAUGCAAUGUGUAGAAGAAUCAGCAGCAGAACGUCCAACAAUGGGUGAAGUAGUAAAGGCAAUAGAAACCAUAUUACAAAAUGAUGGAAUGAACACAAAUUCAACGUCAGCUUCUUCUUCUGCAACUGAUUUUGGAGCUUCAAGAAAUACAUCGAGGCACCCUUAUAAUAACAAUAAUAACAACAACAACAAUAAUAAUAAUAAUAAUAAUAAUAAUGAUCAUCUGCCUAAGAAAGAUGUGAAUGACUUCAAUGCCUUUGAUUACAGUGGAGGAUACUCACUUCCAGCCAAAGUAGAGCCCAAGUAACACCAUGACUAUCUUCUAUAUAAUUUUUCCAAUACAAAAUCUUUCUUAUAGGCAAUUUAUAUAUAUAAUAUAUAUUAUAAGAUCGUUCUUGAUUAGAGUUUUUGGUCAGUUUUUUUUUUUUGUCUAAUUAAAAUGGCUCUGUUAGGAUUUAUCUGAUAAAGAACAUGCAGGAGUGAGUGUGAGAUUUGUGUUGUAACUAAAAUUCUGAGAUUAUUAUCUUGAGAAACCCCAAUGAGAAUAUUCAAAUGUAACUUGAAAUUCCUUCUU